This is a messenger RNA of Zingiber officinale, 2355 nucleotides long. RefSeq lists its product as uncharacterized. NCBI's taxonomy places the organism in Eukaryota, Viridiplantae, Streptophyta, Magnoliopsida, Zingiberales, Zingiberaceae. The transcript has 9 exons. The record is from RefSeq and is a predicted model, not a curated record. The coding region runs from base 1 to 2355 and encodes 784 amino acids.
AUGACUGUGGAAGACUACCACAAGGAGAUGGAGAUAGCCUUGAUUCGGCCUAACAUUGAGGAGGACCGAGAGGCGACAAUGGCUUGGUUCAUUUGUGGCAUGAACCGUGAGAUUGUCAAUAUUGUUGAGCUGCAUCACUACGUGGAGCUUGAUGAUGUGGUACACAUGGCAAUGAAAGUUGAAAGACAAAUUAAGAAAGGAGUGCGAUCAUCUUCCAAGUAUGAGGCUGCGAGAUCAGGUCAUAUUGCUUCUCAAUGCCCAAACAAGCGAUCAAUGAUCAUGUUGGAUAAUGGGGAGAUCGAAACUGAAGAGGAAGAUGAAGGAAAUGAGUCCACUCCAUCAGUUGAAGAUACUAGUGAUGUUGAGCUUGCUGUUGAUGGCCAAGCUCUUGUUGUGCUAAGAGCUCUCCAUAUGCAAGCCAAAGAAGACGAUGAUGGGCUACAAAGGGAGAAUAUCUUCUACACCCGCUGCCAUGUGAAAGAUCGGGUAUGUGGUUUGAUUAUUGAUGGUGGCAGCUGUGUUAAUGUGGCAAGCAAGUUAAUGGUGGACAAGCUUGACCUACCUACCUUGAAGCAUCCAAAGCCACGGACCACACAUGAUGGGUAUAAGAACCGCUACAGCUUCAGCAAGGAUGAUAGGAACAUUACACUUGCACCUUUGACACCUCGUCAAGAUUUUAAGGAUGUCUUUUUCGAGGAUACGCCACCUGGGUUACCACCCAAAAGAGGAAUCGAGCAUCAGAUUGAUCUCAUUCUGGGAGCUUCCAUUCCAAACCGACCAGCUUAUCGAAGUAGUCCUGAAGAGACCAAAGAGCUUCAAAGGCAAGUCGAAGAACUUAUGAACAAAGGACAUGUUCGUGAAAGCAUGAGUCCCUGUGCUGUGCCGGUGCUACUGGUUCCAAAGAAAGACGAGACUUGGAGGAUGUGCGUGGAUUGUCGAGUUGUAAACAAGAUAACGACAAAGUAUCGUCACCCUAUUCCUCGUUUAGAUGACAUGCUUGAUGAAUUACAUGGAUCCAUUAUAUUUUCUAAGAUUGAUUUGAAGAGUGGGUAUCAUCAAAUUCGAAUUAAGGAAGGGGAUGAGUGGAAAACAGCUUUUAAGACAAAACAGGGGCUAUAUGAAUGGUUAGUGAUGUCAUUUGGAUUGACGAAUGCUCCUAGCACAUUUAUGCAUCUCAUGAACCAUGUGCUAUGUGCAUUUAUUGGAAAAUUUGUUGUUGUUUAUUUUGAUAACAUUCUGAUCUAUAGCAAGAGUUUGCAUGACCAUAUUGAUAAUUUGAAAUGUGUGCUUGAAGCUUUGAGGCAUGAAAAAUUGUUUGCUAACCUUAAAAAAUGCAGCUUUUGCGCAGAUAAGGUUGUUUUUCUUGGAUUUGUUGUUAGUUCCAGAGGCAUGGAAGGUGAUGAGGAGAAGGUGAAAGUUAUCAGGGAAUGGCCUACCCCUAGCACCAUCACUGAAGUAAGGAGUUUUCAUGGCUUAGCCGGGUUCUAUAGGAGGUUUGUGCCAAAUUUCAGCACCAUCACUGCCCCUUUAACGAAAAUCAUCAAGAAUAAUAUUGGAUUUAAGUGGGGAGAGGCACAAGAGAAAGCCUUCAACGCAUUAAAAGAAAAGCUAAGUACUGCUCCUUUACUACUUCUACCAGAUUUUUCUAAGAGCCCAAUUGCCUACUUCAGUGAGAAGCUCAAUGGUGCAGCGUUGAACUACUCAACAUAUGACAAGGAGCUCUAUGCAUUGGUGCGAGCUUUGGAGACAUGGGAGGUGGUCCAUUUGUAUGGGGUCCCUCGAACAAUUGUUAGUGAUAGAGAUGUGAAGUUCCUCAACCAUUUUUGGGUUACACAUUCUUCUACUAAGUAUUCACCUUUUGAGAUUGUCUAUGGUUUUAAUCCAUUAACUCCAUUAGAUUUAAUUCCAUUACCUGUGGAUGAGAUUGCUAGCCUUGAAGGUCAAGCGAAGGCUGAUUUGGUGAAAAGGAUCCAUGAUAAGGCAAGAAAGGAGCGAUUUCCGAAACGAAGGCAAUCCAAGCUGAACCCACGUGGUGAUGGACCAUUUCAAGUAUUGGAGAAAAUAAACGACAAUGCAUACAAGUUGGAACUUCCAGGAAGGGGGGAUGAUACAACUCCGGAUCAGCUCCAAGCCAAUGAGACAGGACUGCAAGUCGAGAUGUACAUCCUGAACCACAAGGAGCAUGAAGAGGACUUGCACGUACCAGCUGAGCUGAUAAUGAAAACAGAGAUCAUGCAAGUUCAACAUGCUGUACAAGCAUUGACAUCUCGUAUCUUGGAAGGGCAGGCUAUGGAGUUACAGUCGAUGCCAUGUCGAAUGAUCAACUUCACACAAGUCGACCCUAAAAUGGGCUAA